AUGUUAUCUGGGGAUAUUGAGGUGAACCCAGGACCAGCUAAAUCCAAGUCUAAAAAAUCUGAAAGGAAAAUAACUGAUGUAAUAUCGACACCUGGAUCCAGCGAGGAUGAAGGUAAGUCCAGUCUUACGCUUGCCGAUAUAAUGAUGGAAUUGCGUGGGUUUAAAAAGGAACUGAAAGUACAAAUUUCAGCACUAGAUGAUGUGGUUCGUAAGCUUGCUGAUGAAAUGAGAGCCUUGAAAUCUGGCGUUGAUGACAACCGACAGAAAAUAAAUGAACUGAUUGAGCAAAAUAAACAAUUGAGUGAUAAAAUUGACACAAUGGAAAAUGCAGGUGAUAAAAUGAAGGCGCACAUGUUACGGAACAAUUUAAUUUUCCACGGCAUUCCACAGAGUGGUUUGGAAACAUGGGAACAGAUGGAAGAGUUACUAUGUGGAUUUAUUACUGAUAAACUGGAUAUUGACGGUUCACAGAUAGAAUUUCAGAUUGUUCACCGUUUAACUUAUGCCCGUAGCCGACCACAACCAAUAAUAGGCAAGUUUCUUAGGUAUAAACAGAGGGAUGAAGUUCUACGUGCUGCUGUGAAAUAA
Molecule: messenger RNA, 588 nt
Organism: Saccoglossus kowalevskii
Lineage: Eukaryota; Metazoa; Hemichordata; Enteropneusta; Harrimaniidae
Source: RefSeq, a predicted model, not a curated record